Messenger RNA from Salvia hispanica, 3769 nucleotides. RefSeq names its product DUF724 domain-containing protein 7-like. NCBI's taxonomy places the organism in Eukaryota, Viridiplantae, Streptophyta, Magnoliopsida, Lamiales, Lamiaceae. The record is from RefSeq and is a predicted model, not a curated record.
UAUAUAUAUAAAAUAAAGAAAAUUAAAAGCGUAGAAACAUUUUAGUGUAUCCAAAACGUUCCGAAAAUGGGAAACUGUGGCCACAAAUUCGCACAUCUUAACAAUGGCCGAUGAUGCACCGCACCCUCUAUUCCAAUUCCAACAAAUUACUCCCCACGGCCACCGCCGCCGCCGACACCACUGCUUCCCUAUAGGCUCCGUGGUCGAGGUGAAGACCGACGAGGAGGAUUUCAGGGGAGUAUACUUCUCCGCCACCGUCCUCUCGCCGCCCAAUUCUCCGAAUAAGAAGAAGUCGAGGAAGCUGUACGUGGAGUAUCACGACCUGCUGGCGCACGAGGACGGCUUGGAUCGGCUGAGGGAGUACGUCGACGCCUCCUCCGUAAGGCCCGCCCCGCCGCUCCAACAACCACCCCUCAAGGGUUUCGAUCUAGACGACGUCGUCGACGCCUUCUACAAGGACGGCUGGUGGACGGGCGUUGUCACCGGCGUGGUCGCCCGAGACGAGAGAUACGUCGUCACAUUUCCCAACCCCCCCGAUGAGCUCGAGUUUGGGCUUGGAGAGUUGAGGCUGCACUCCGAUUGGGUGAACGGGAGCUGGCUCCGUCCUCAGAAACAUAAUAUAGCAGGAUUGAUGUUUGAUGUCGGAAGAAAGGUGGAAGUGUCAUUUGCCAGAGAAGAAUUACAGGAUGUUUGGUAUCCAGCCACAAUUCUUGAAGACCUGGGGAAUCUGACAUUUUUGGUGGAGUGCAAUAGUGUAAACUCAGAUAACCACAGUUCAGCUAAAGCCAGAGUUGAUUCUUUGCACAUCAGGCCUUGCCCUCCACUUCUCAAAGAUAAAAAAUUAGUUUUAUUGGAAAAAGUGGAUGCAUUCUUUGACUUUGGCUGGUGGAGUGGGACAAUUACAAAAGAGCUUGAGAACAGUAGAUACCUUGUGUUCUUUAAGCAAAUGAAUUGCGAUAAGGAAUUCAAUCAGUCAGAAUUAAGACUUCAUAUGGAAUGGAAGGAUGACAAAUGGUUCACUUCUUCCCAGGAACCCUCAGUCCCAUCCUUAGACGAUGAUGUAUGUCAAUGUAUAACACCUGAUAACUCUAGUGCCUCUGUGGCAGCUGCUCCUCUGAGCAACUCAGUGAAUGAAGAGGAUUCCUGUGGCAAAACACACUCAUCAUCAAUAUCAAGAAAUGAUAAAUAUGAGCAGUUUAUUCUUGAGAAUCAGAAAUUGUCCCGUGUAACUGUACCUUUGACAAAAAGGAGAGCAUAUGUAUCUGAUUCUGGGGGUUCUGUUUCUCAUCCUCUUAAAAAGCUCAGGGAAGGGAAUGUAGUGGUAGCAAAUAAAAAGGAUGGGUGUGAUGGAUCAAAAAUAGAAAUUUUAUGCGGUCCUGAAAUCCCGGAAUCUUUAAAUAAUAUGGAAAUAUCUCUAGCGCAAACUACAUUGGAUCAAUCUUUCUCUGAUCAUCUAUGGGAAGAAAAUGUUCAAAGAAAGCAAAGGAAUGGAUGUACACCGCAUAAUGCCAGUGAAAACAUUAAAUCCACAUCCACCAUCUUGGGGAAGAGCGCUGCACAAAUAUUGCCAGUUGAAAUCCUACAACUUGGUUGUGGAGAGAAGGAACUAGACACAGCUGGAAACACUAAAGAAGGUGCUCAAAACGAGCAUGCAAGACGUGAAACUGAACUUCCUAUAGUCAUAGGUUUGCCAUGUGCUGAAAUGCGGAGCUCAGGAAAACCAGAAAGUAAUAGGAGUCGACCUUCCAGCAAUGAGACUUUUAUUAGUUUGGAUGAUCAGAGACAUCCAGUCUUUGAUUUCACGACUGGAAAAAUCACGGAUGGAAAGCAAUUAGGAAUUGGAGAAAUCAAUGAGAAGAGAAAGAGAGUGAGGCAAAUAAGAAAAUUUGUGCUUGAAAGCACAGGGACUGUGGUCGCAGGAAGUGCUGAACAUGGAGGUCAGAGUUUAGGUGGUAUCAAUUUGAACAGACUAGAUGAUGGUUCACAGGAACUUCAUGAUGUUGUGGUGAUAGGGAUGGAGGCAUCAAUAUUGAAUCAGGAGAUGACGAUGCCAAACCAGGAAACAACAGCUAAUGGUCAGUCUGGUCCUGGGAAAAGAAAAGUGAGAAUGCCAAAACGAAUACUGGAUAGCGAGCAUGAGGUGGCUGGUGUAAAAGAGCCAGUCAGGCUGGAAGAGAAUCGUUCAUUCAAGAGAGGACAGAUGCAGAUUACUGCUGGUGGUAGAGUUGCAGUCAAAGUUCGAGAGAAAGUUAUUGAACCUCAACCCAGCAAUCAGUUUGAUAAUGAACCACUUUCGAAAUGGAUUGACGAGAUGCACAUGUCAUCUGUAAUUGAUGGCUCAGGAUUGCUUCUUGUGGAUACAGUGAUGGUACCGUACACUGAGAAUGGUAACACCCAAGGCGGCCGGGUCGGGCACGUUGAGGCUAGUGAGAUGCAGCCACAAAGUGAAAUACAAUCUUCUAGUUUGGUAGAUACAGGCUUGCCUUCUGAGAGCAACAUCACUGGUAAUGUUCUUGAUGAAGGCACUCAAAAGCAAUCAGAAAGUGGAAGACAAAGCAUGCCUUCUGCGGAAGAGACUUCUGUUGUUUUGUUCGAUCUGAACAGUGAGAAUCUGUCAGAAGAUGAAGCAAAAGCUUCUGUUACAGUUGAUAAAGGUCCCGUGAUACCUUAUCAACCUCCCCAAAGUAUGGAAAACAAUGUAGCUGUUGUGCUAGGUGAGGAUAUAGAGAAGCGGCCAGAAAAUGAAGCACAGGCAACAACUCCCAGGGUUGAUAAAAUCUCAAUGAUAUCAAGUCAACCUCAACAUUCUGUGGGGGAGAUGGUUCGUGAGCAUAAUGAGAAGCACCCAGAAAACAGAACAACACCCGAUGCUGCUUCAGUAGAUAAGGUUGCCCUAGUGCUAAGCGAGCCAGAAAAGUUGCCUUUUGAGAAAAACACAAUUCUUUGGAAGACAAUUGAAUCCUUUCAAGUUUUCCAGAGGCUGCCACAGAAGCCACAUUUCCAGCCCUUGGAAAAUUUCAGAGAAAGUUCACGAGAAGGCUUGGCUAUAGGCUAUAUGGUCACGUUUUCCAGCAUAGUCGAAAGAGCCUCCAAAUUGCAGCUAACUGAUCCUGUAAGCAUCAUGGAUGAUAUAUUGGACACACUCUCAGAUUUGGAAAAACAGGGGUUUGAAGUCGGGCCCAUUCAGGAUUGUAUAAAUGAGCUGCUUGCUAUCAAGUGCAAGCAAGAGAAGCUUGCAAACGACACAGAAACUAUAAAUGGCCAGAUCACAGGUCACAGUGACACAAAGGAUAGGCUUGAAAGAGACAUUGAGGAGAUCAACGAGCAUAUAAUGAAGUUGCAGAGAAAGCGCUCACAAGCCGAGUCUGCAAAAGAAAGAGAGGAAGAAGAGAUUGCUUUCCUGCAGGUUAGGCUGAGGGAAACGAUAGAUAGCAUCAAGACUGUAAAGAAUGAUUUUGAAGGUAAAGUUUCUUCUAUUUUGUGAAAUUCAAGAACGAGGAAGCUCGUUCCAUACAGGUCUGCCAAAAAUUGGUUGACUGGUGAAGAAAGUUGCAGCUGUAGGUGAUAUGUUUUGUAUAUGUUUGUUCUUUUGUAAAGGUGCUAGCAUCUUUUGGCUAAUGAUCAGUAGUUGUAGUAUUGAAGUGUCGGUUUGUUGCUGAAAUGAAUGUUUUAGCACACCGAUUUUGGUAUGUCAUGGGAUUAGAAUAUUAGAAGACUACCAAGUAAGUGGUACUUUUUUUACCGUGUUUAAAUGCCACGAGUUUUAAUA